Messenger RNA from Didymodactylos carnosus, 1260 nucleotides. NCBI's taxonomy places the organism in Eukaryota, Metazoa, Rotifera, Eurotatoria, Philodinida, Philodinidae. The record is from the annotation of a GenBank genome assembly.
AUGCGUGAAAUCGUUCAUAUUCAAGUUGGUCAAUGUGGAAAUCAAAUGGGUACAAAAUUUUGGGAAGUUAUUUCAGAUGAACAUGGUAUUGAUCCAACAGGAACUUAUCAUGGAGAUUCUGAUUUACAAUUAGAAAGAAUCAACGUUUAUUAUAAUGAAGCCACAGUCGAUGCAUUAACUCAUUCUGAUGAUCUAUUUAAAUACUUUAGUACGAUGGAUGCUGUACGAGCCGGUCCGUACGGUCAGUUAUUUCGUCCAGAUAAUUUUGUUUUUGGUCAAUCGGGAGCCGGUAACAAUUGGGCAAAAGGUCACUAUACAGAAGGUGCUGAAAUUGUUGACAGCGUAUUGGAUGUUGUUCGAAAAGAAGCUGAAGCAUGUGAUUGCCUACAAGGUUUUCAAUUGAUUCAUUCAUUGGGAGGCGGAUGUGGUUCUGGUUUGGGCACGUUGUUAAUUGCUAAAAUUAGAGAAGAAUAUCCAGAUAGAAUCAUGUUGACGUACUCGGUGGUUCCAAGUCCAAAAGUAUCUGAUACUGUUAUUGAACCAUAUAAUUGUGUACUAUCGGCUCAUCAGCUAUUAGAAAAUUCGGAUGAAACUUUUUGUAUUGACAAUGAAGCAUUGUACGACAUCUGUUUCCGAACACUAAAAUUAACUACACCAACGUUUGGUGAUCUAAAUCAUCUGGCUGUUACAGCGCUUUGUGGAGCUACAACAUGUUUGAGAUUUCCUGGUCAAUUGAAUGCUGAUUUAAGAAAACUAGCGACGAAUAUGGUUCCAUUUCCACGUUUACAUUUUUUCAUUCCUGGUUUUGCUCCACUUACGUCACGUGGUAAUCAACCAUAUCGUGCUGUUACAGUUCCUGAAUUAGUUCAACAAAUAUUUGACGCUAAAAACUUGAUGGCUGCCUGUGAUCCACGACACGGAAAAUAUUUGACAGCAGCCGUUGUAUUUCGAGGUCGAAUGUCCAUGAGAGAAGUAGAGGAACAAAUGCUAAAUGUUAAAGAAAAAAAUAAUUCAUAUUUUGCUGAAUGGAUUCCUGAUAAUUUGAAAACAGCUGUUUGUGAUAUCCCACCGCGAGGUUUAAAAAUGUCGGCAACAUUCAUUGCUAACACAACAGCAAUGAUCGAUCUGUGGAAACGUGUAGCUGAGCAGUUCACAGCCAUGUUUCGUCGUAAAGCAUUUCUUCAUUGGUAUACGGGUGAAGGUAUGGAUGAAAUUGAAUUCACGGAAGCUGAAUCAAAUAUGAAUGAUUUAGUCAGGUGA